AUGAAUGAAAAUCAAUUUAAAUUAUUACCAUUUAUUUGUGAAUAUCAAAUUUCAUGCAAUACAACUGGAAAUUGUCAAAAUAAUGGAAAAUGUUUUCUAAAUAUGGGAAUACAAAUAUGUGUUUGUUCACCGGAAUAUACAGGAAAAUAUUGUGAAAAUAGAAUAUUCGAACAGAGAAAAUAUAUUCGACAAUUAUAUAAACGAUAUAUAACAAAACUUCAUUCGAACGAUAUGAGUCAAAUAUUAAAUCCAUAUAAAAUUUUAGAAGUUGAAUGGAAUGAUACAUUAGAAAUCAUUCGACAAGCAUGGCGUCGAAAAAUAAUUGAAUGGCAUCCAGAUAAACGUGCUGUAAAUGACGAAGAUGCUGGAAGAAUGUUUCGAGAUAUUCAAAGAGCUUAUGAAAUUCUCUCAAAUGAUAUGACUAGACAAAAAUACGAUGAAAUAUUUAAUGAUAAUGAUGAUGAAGAUGAAGAUCUUGAUUCAUUUCUAAAUCAUUUAUCUUUAGAAACAGGUUCAAAACGUUCGGAAAUAUUUGAAAAGAAAAUGAAAGGAUGGAUUAAUGAAUAUCCAACUAGAACAUUUCUAGACAAUGUUGAUAGUGAAUUAUCCAGUAUAAUCAUAGAAUUAUCAAAUAAAUACAAAGAAAAAUUCAAGCAUAAUUUAGUAAAAAUUCGUUGUAAUGUAUGUCAUGAAUUAUUUUAUAAUCUUAACAUUCAUAAAGAAAAUAAAAAAAAGAUUUUAAAUACAUUUCUUGUUCAAUAUAGUAAUUCAACAUUGGAUGAAUAUCUUACGUUGAAUUUUCCCAAUGAAUGGAAUUGGAAACCAAUAUCAAAAGUUCCUUCGAUUAUUAAAGAAUUAUGGUGUAAUGAAAAAUGGUAUAAACUUCAAUCUUUAAUAGAUUCAAUUGCAACAUCUAUUCAAAUUCUUAAAAACAAAUCUCAAAUAAAACCAUUUAUUAUUGAUCAAUCAAUCAAAUCUGUAAUAUUAUCAAUAGUAAAUAUUCAAUCAAUUGAAUAUCUUCCAAAUAUAUCAUUAUAUAUCAAUUUAAUUAACAAUGAACAACGAAUACAAAAAGGAAACUUUUUUAAAAAUAUAUCAAAUAAUCAUGAAAAUGAUUUUCCUCGUACAGGUUCUAUUUGUAUUGUUAGUCAAACAGAUGAAAUGAAUGUAUUAAAAAAACUUAUGUUUCAAAUUGAACGACAAACAAUUUUUAUUGAUAAAACCAAUUCUAUCGAAUGUAAUAUUUGUAAAGAAAGAUUUAAUUUCUUACGAAAUAAACAUCGUUGUCGAAUGUGUGGUCAUAUACAAUGUGAUAAUUGUCAAGUUUGGCAAACAUGUCGUCAUUUUGGAUAUAUUCAACCAGUUCGAAUAUGUCUUUCAUGUUCUCAACAACAUCAUAUAUAUCUUGCGAAAAUUAUUAUGGAAAAGAUUUUGAUUCGAAUCAAAUUUAUCAACGUGCUAUUCGAUAUUUUUGGGAAAAAAAAAGAAUUUAAUCGUGUAUUACAAUGUUAUACUUAUUUUGCUAAUGAACAAGAUUGGAUAGAACUUGCGGAGAAAUUUUGUGAUGAAUAUUCAUUGUAUGAAUUUGCAGCUGUUUGUUUUCGUGUGAUUUCAACAAGAUCUGAUACAUUUUGGAUUAAUAAAGCAAAUAAUUAUUUUGAAAAAAAACGAUUUAUAUUAGCAUUACUUUGUUAUGAACAAAUCAAUCUAAGUAUUGAAAAGACUUGGUUAAUAUUAAUAUCAACAAUUCAUGAUAAAAUUCAAAUUUAUUUAUCAUAUUAUAUUCAAUGUAAAAUUGAAAAAAUAUCAAAUGAAAAUAAAUCGAAAUUUCUCAAUCAAUUACAACAAUAUUUAAAAGAGAAUCAAAUUCGACAAUUUGCUAUUAAACAAUUACAAUUAGCAAGUUUAUCUUCAUCAGAAUGGAAAAAUAUUUUAGAAGAAUUUGCAAAUAAACAAGAAUAUAUCAUUACAAUUGAAAUUCUUUUAGCAUUACAACCAUAUUCACAAGAAUUUACUCAUCCGUUUUUAAGAUCAAUUUCAAUUUUCUUACGAAAUUCUAUACUAAAAAUUGAUGAAUGGAUAUGUUGGGGGCAAAAUUGA
Messenger RNA from Adineta ricciae, 2100 nucleotides. The record is from the annotation of a GenBank genome assembly. Lineage: Eukaryota; Metazoa; Rotifera; Eurotatoria; Adinetida; Adinetidae.